AGAGAGAGAGAGAGAGAGAGAGAGAGGGGUGGAAAACAGCUAUCGUUUGCCCAGACUUGUGGAGAGACAAGAGUGAGAGAGUAAGUGAAAGAAAGAGAGGGAGGUAGAGAGAGAGAGAAUUAGAGAGAGAGAGACUGACAGGAGGGGUGAGGAGCAGAUGAGAGGAGAGUUCACAAACUAUUGCAAAGCGUUGGAACAACCACCAGACCUCCAGUUCAAACAUGUCAGGGCAGCAGCAAUGGACGCUUCUGGCCGUCAUGGCCCUCCUGGUCCUCACAGUGACAGCAGGCGAGGGGGGGAAAGCUGAGAAACAAGGGAAGAAGGAGCGUAAGUCGGACUGUGGGGAGUGGCAGUGGAGUGUGUGCGUGGCCAACGAGGGUGACUGCGGCCUGGGCACCAGGGAGGGCACACGCACUGGCACCGACUGCAAGCAAACCAUCAAGACCCAGCGCUGCAAGAUCCCCUGUAACUGGAAGAAGCAGUUUGGAGGUGAAUGCAAGUAUGACUUCCAGGCCUGGGGAGAGUGUGACUUGGUGACGGGAAAGAAGAACCGGACUGGGGUGCUGAAACGCGCUCUCAUGGAUGCCACCUGUCCUAACACAGUGAGCGCCACCAAGCCCUGCGGCAAGAUCCCCAAGACCAAGCUGCAAGAUGCCAAGAAGCCGAAGCGGGAUGGGAAGAAGAGGGAGCGCACUCCGAUGGACUAGUGGUGCAUCAUGGGAAUCAGGAAGUGGAAGUUGAUGCUUAUACUGCCCUAUCUCAACAUGGUUCCUAUUUGUUUGUCCUGUAGGUUUAUAGGGGCCUGUAGCAGCUACACAACAAAGAGUUGGAUAGUAGUGAUAAAAUGUAUUUCUUUCCAAAUUUCUCAUAGGAAAAUCUUGUAGGGGAUUUAAUACUCUGCGUGAAUAAUACAAAUUAAGCAUUUCUUACUAAAAUGCUUACCUUAUAACAUUUUUCAGGGUCAUUUUUGGAAAAUCUAAAUAAAUUUGAUUUUUGUUCAUAUUACAUAACAUCCUUUUUGUUUGAGGUGACAACUAUUCUCACUCAAAUAUAAAAUAAUUUCUUGCAUGUCUGGAUUUAAAGCAGCUUAAAGUUAAAACUUCAUGCCUUUACUGGGGUUUUAAAGGUUAUUUUGCUGGUACCCUCAACAGCAAAAUUGCUAACAACUUUUCUAACAGUUUUUGAGGGCAUACAUUAAUAAGAAACAUAAGUACUCAUUGAUGUAAAGGAAAUUCCUUUUCUAAUGUUAUCUACAGUGAAAGAUGUAAACUAUUGUCAGAUGACUGUAUAAAUUAGCUACUGUCCUGUACAGUUGGUAGUGUGUAAAAGCUUGUGUCCAGUCUUAGUUCUGGUCCUUCUGCUAUUAUACCUCACUUUGUAGUCCCCCCGCUCUCCAGUUGAACUCUGAGUAAAACUGUUAUUGUAGUUUACAACUGGAGUUGACCUGUCCUAAUUAUCGAUUACAUUAAAAAAAAUAAAGUUUGAAAUGAUGUCCAAAUAUGUGUGAUGUUUACUCACCCUGAUUGAAGUAAUUACAUGUUCAUAUGAA
Molecule: messenger RNA, 1549 nt
Organism: Salvelinus namaycush (lake trout)
Lineage: Eukaryota; Metazoa; Chordata; Actinopteri; Salmoniformes; Salmonidae
Product: pleiotrophin-A-like
Exons: 5
Coding region: 222-707 (161 amino acids)
Molecular function (GO): growth factor activity
Source: RefSeq, a predicted model, not a curated record